CUUUCAAGUACAGAAUCAAUCACUUCACAGCGGAGAAAGCGGAUCCACCUCCCGAACUGACCAAUGGCCUCACGCCGCUGCUUCCUCUCGACCUCCGCGCGUCCCUCCUCCCAUUAGGUCCCGCUCGCCGCCGCGUCUAUUCUCGCCCUCUCGCCCCCCUCGCCGGCUGCCGUCUUCACGUCCCCUCGCUCCUCCCCCUCCUGCACGGCUCCGUGACUUCCUCCGUCCCGACCUCGACGGCCACUUUUGCUGGUUUUUCUGAUUCUGGACACUGGUGCUGAGAUGGCCAAGCGGAAGCGGGAGCGGGUGACAACACACAAUGCUCUGACCAGCACCGACGCCGGUUCCCACAAGAGAACAAAAAAGAGGGAUGAAAAUUCAGAAGAAUGUCAUCAGUGUCGGAACAACACUGCAAGACAUGUGGACUGCUCAAGCUGCAAGAAGAGAUAUUGUGUCCGAUGCAUUAAGAAAUGGUAUUCAAAUUUAAUUGAAGAUCAUGUUAAGAAUAGAUGCCCAUGUUGUCACAAUAAUUGCAAUUGCAUGGAUUGUCUGCAGAGUGAUAUAAUGCAUAAGAUUGACAAAUGGAAUGUAUCACAUGAAGAUAGAAUCAAAUUUGCUCAUCGAACUAUAUACUUUUUGCUUCCUUGGUUGAAAAAACUUCACGAGGACCAGAUACAAGAGAAACGUAUUCAGGCCAUAAUUGACGGUAUUACUGAAUGCGAAGUGAAGGUUUCUCGAACUGAGCUUCCCUCGGAUGCGCGGUGCUACUGCAACUAUUGCAGGACAUGUAUUGUUGACCUCUAUAGAGGUUGCGAAUGUGGACAUUAUGAUCUCUGCCUCAGCUGCUGCCAGGAGCUUCGUGAUGGUUCUCUGGUUAAAAAGGAUAAGAAAUUGAGGGCAAAACCGAAUGGGAGUAUACUUUGCCCACCAAAGGCAGCAGGUGGUUGUCGUUGUAGAGGUCAUGCUCUUAAACUUAAGGGUAUUUUCAAAGAAAAUUUUAUUUCUGACUUACUGGAGAAAACCAAUUCAGUGGUUGACAAAAGAAUGCUAGAAGAGGGAGGUUCAAAAUGUUUUUGCCUUACCAAAUCUGGUGAGAUAAACACCAAUACAUCACGACAAGCAGCCUGUAGAAAGAACCCCAUCGAUAACUACAUAUACUGCCCAACUGCUAAAGAUGUUCAAAGUGGUGCUUUAGAACAUUUCCAGGAGCACUGGUUAAAGGGUGAGCCUGUUAUUGUCUGUGAUGUGCUUGGGUCAACUUCUGGACUGAGUUGGGAACCAACGGUAAUGCAUCGGGGCUUGCGAAAGAAGAAAAACAAGAAUGGGGAUCAGCGGCUCACAGUUGAAGCUAUUGAAUGCCUGACGGGGUGUGAGGUUGGUAUAAAUAUUUGUCGCUUUUUUGAGGGGUAUUCCUAUGGAGCCGUUGGUCCUGAAGAUUUGCCCAUUGGACUUAAGCUUAAAGAUUGGCCGCCCCAUAGCACCUUUGGAGAGGAACUCCCGCGGCACGAUGCUGAGUUUAGAUCUGCAUUGCCAUUUCGUGAAUAUACCGAUCCGAUAUGUGGCCCUCUUAAUCUGGCUGUGAGACUUCCAAAAGAUGUUAAAAAGCCAGACCUUGGUCCAAAGACUUACAUUGCUUAUGGGUUUGCCCAAGAACUGGGAAUUGGUGACUCUCUUACAUAUCUUCAUUGUGACGUUGCCGACGCGGUAAAUGUCCUCGUACAUACUCAUGGAACAAAGCUCAAACUUCAAAGGCUUACAGCUAUAGAGAAAAGGAAAGACAGUUUGCUCAAUGAAGAAAGGACUAGAAAUCUUCAAGCUUCACCAGAUCAUAGUGAUGUAGGAAUUAAGGUGGACGUUAGUCUCAUAAAGCCUGAGCCAAAAGACGAUGGUCUGCCUUUCGUAGAGGGAGACCAGCCAGAGGGUGGUGCUCUGUGGGAUAUAUUCCGACGGGAAGAUGUUGGCAUUCUAGAGGAAUAUCUAACAGCGCAUGCUGGGGAGUUUAGGAACAAUUCUGAACUGGUGAAACAGGUUACUGAUCCGAUACAUGAUCAUUGCUUUUAUCUAACAAAAGAGCACAAGAGAAAGCUUAAGGAACAAUAUGGAGUUGAGCCUUGGACAUUUGAACAAAAACUUGGUGAGGCGGUCUUUAUCCCCACGGGAUGUCCCCACCAAGUCAGAAAUUUGAAGUCAUGUACAAAGGUUGCGCUGGAUUUUGUUUCUCCGGAAAAUUUUGAAGAGUGUAUCAAGUAUACAAACAAAAUUCGUGAGCUCCCGAACAACCAUAUGGUGAAUGAAGAUAAAUUAGAGGUUAAGAAGAUAGCUAUUCAUGCACUCAGACAUGCCGUUGAUUACAUCAUUGGAUGAAGAUGAUGGCAGUGGAAUAGUCGACUCUGGGAUUCAGAAGUAUAUGAAAGGCAGAGAGAGGAGCUCAGUUAUUGUAUUAAACUUAAUGAGACAUUGCGUAUUUUGUACGACUUCAAUGUAUGGAACCUACAUUUUUGAAAGAGACAGUUUCCGGGAGACAGUAACUGCUGUUGCAAUUUACACAGCAAUUGAUCA
Triticum aestivum (bread wheat) is the source of this 2559-nucleotide messenger RNA. RefSeq names its product lysine-specific demethylase JMJ25. NCBI's taxonomy places the organism in Eukaryota, Viridiplantae, Streptophyta, Magnoliopsida, Poales, Poaceae. Bases 283 to 2364 code for a protein of 693 amino acids. The record is from RefSeq and is a predicted model, not a curated record. The transcript is spliced from 13 exons. Gene Ontology annotation, biological process: regulation of transcription by RNA polymerase II. Gene Ontology annotation, molecular function: chromatin DNA binding; histone H3K9 demethylase activity; transcription coregulator activity. Gene Ontology annotation, cellular component: chromatin; histone deacetylase complex.